Henningerozyma blattae CBS 6284 is the source of this 1704-nucleotide messenger RNA. Its product is annotated as glycoside hydrolase family 76 protein. Bases 1 to 1704 code for a protein of 567 amino acids. The record is from RefSeq and is a predicted model, not a curated record. The transcript has a single exon. Gene Ontology annotation, biological process: carbohydrate catabolic process; fungal-type cell wall biogenesis; budding cell bud growth. NCBI's taxonomy places the organism in Eukaryota, Fungi, Ascomycota, Saccharomycetes, Saccharomycetales, Saccharomycetaceae. Gene Ontology annotation, molecular function: mannan endo-1,6-alpha-mannosidase activity.
AUGAAUAAACUACUUCUCGCUCUAUCGGCUGUGGCCGCAGCUGGAGCCAUCGAAAUCGAUACCCACAGUAAGGAAUCCAUCUGUAACGCCACGUCGUUGAUUCAGGACGGGCUGCUGGAUUACUACGAGGGCAAUCGUUACGGUGGUACCGUCGGUAUUUUCCAGCCACCUUACUACUGGUGGCAAUCCGGUGAAGCGUUCGGCUCACUGCUAAACAAUUGGUAUCUGUGUCAAAACGAUACUUACGAAAAAUUGAUCUACGACGCUAUCUUGGCCCAAGCUGGUCCUAAUUAUGAUUUCGUCCCCAAGAAUCAAACCAUGGUCGAAGGUAACGAUGAUCAGGGUGUCUUCGAUAUGACUAUCUUGGAUGCCAUGGAAAGAAACUUCACUGCCCCUCCAAAGGGUUCUCCAUCUUGGUUGGACAUGAACCAACGUGUUUUCAAUUCCAUGUACGACAGAUGGGACACCACUUCUUGUAACGGUGGUAUCAGAUGGCAAAUCUACUCUUGGAACAACGGGUACGACUACAAGAAUGCAGUUUCUACUGGUUCCUUGUUCCACAUCGCCGCUAGAUUGGCCCGUUACACCGGUAAUGCCUCUUAUUUCCAGGUCGCAGACACCAUCUUCGAUUGGUUGACCUCGGUCAACUACGUCAUGUUCGACGACAAGUACGGUUACGUCAUGGACGGUGCCUCCAUUGAACAGAACUGUACCGAUAUCACCCGAAUCGAAUGGACUUACAACUUUGGUAUCAUCAUGGACGGUUGUGCUUAUUUGUAUAAUGCCACCAACGGUUCCGCCAAAUGGGAACAAUGUACCACCAAAUUGUUAGCCGGUGCCAAGGACGAUUUCUUCGACAAGAAUGAUAUCAUGUACGAAGCUGCUUGUCAAACAAACAACAAAUGUAACAACGACCAACGUUCUUUCAAAGCUUUGCUUGCCAGAUUCUUGGGUACCACCAGUGUCCUUGCCCCCUACACCGAAUCCACCAUCAAGCCAAUGAUCAACGCUUCUGCCAUCGGUGCUGCCAAAUCAUGUAACGGUGGUUACGACGGCCACACUUGUGGUUUAAGCUGGCAAAAGGGUACCAACGACGGUUACUACGGUAUGGGUGAACAGAUGUCUGCUUUGGAAAUCAUCCAAAACUUGUUGAUCAACGAUUACCCACCACCAUUAGUCGCUCCAAACGGUGGUUGUUUCAACGAAACCGUCAACGACACUCAAACCCGUUUGAGACCUCCAAGAGGCUUGAACGUCACUUCAAGAACCACUUUGAACGGUACCGUCAUCCCACAAGGUACUUUCAUCUACAUCAACGACACAAACAUCACUGGUGGUGUUUCUGUUGUUUUGAAUUCAAACACCACUGCCGGUUCUUACUUGUACUUGAACAGCACCAAUUUGACCGCAGGUACCUACAUGUUCUACGAACCAUCCACCCAAGUCGACAUCGUCGGAGGCUCCAUCUUCAACUGUUCAAGCAACAACUUGACCCACUCCUUCGAUUUAUUCUGUAAAUUGACAAACUCUUCCGACGGAUCCUUUGUCUUUUACAACAAUACAAACUUGGUUAACGAUCUAAGAAACUUCUACAACACUACAAACAUCACCAUCGGUACCACCAUCUUAAAGGGUAACACCGACGCAAACUUGACCUCUUCCAUCAUCUCUCAAAACAGAAAGAAAAUCCAAACUAAAUCAUAA